AUGAUGGACAGCGCCGCGCUCCGUUUGCCCUUGGGUGGAUCUGAUGGGGAGCGCGGUGAGGGUGCAGAGAGGUGGCCAGACGUGGCCCUCCCGCCGUCGGGAGAGAUCGCACAAUCGGUGGAUGAGCUGGUGCAUCGACUCACGGACACGGAGUUUGAUCUGCCAGACUUGCCCGGCGUGGAUGCAGCGCUGGUCAAUGAGCUGAGGCAUGCCCUGCAGCACAUGCGCACGUCCUACACGGUAUCGGGCACCUCAGCAUUCGAUGCACGGCCCAAAUCGUCCACAGCACUGCACGAUGCCACGCACUGCACGCAGGACGAGUCACACGACAGCUCUGCGUGUGAGGACGACGAUCACGAUGAAAUGGUGGACGAUGAGGAUGACGACGCCGACACAUCAGCUGAACACGCACGCAUCUACCGGCAACAGCGCACAGCUCCACCCACGCAUGCCAUUGAGAAGAAGUGCAAGUGCGCCUCGGGCACAUGCUUGGAUUCUCUGCCGCGGUCUACCGUGCAGCAGAUCAGGGCAGAGUACGACAGACUGUCACAGCAUGCCAAGCGCAUUGCAUGCCAGAGCCUCCUGGCGACGUGUGUCUCUGGAGCGGCAGGCACACCCCCCAAAGGCAAGCCCCGCAAGAGCCGCGCCAAACGGCAUCAUGACGACUCCGUCCCCGUCACAGCACACCGACUCCGCCCCAAGUACUGUGUGUUAGGCGCAACUUUGUGCAAGACGUCGUUCAUGAAAGUCACGGGCAUGGGCUCUCGCAUGAUUGCCAACGCACUUCAAGACCUGCGCAACGAGCACGUUGUGCCGACUCCAACGAAGCGCCCGGGCAACACGAAGAAUGUGAAGCACCCUCGCACCAAGUUUGCCCUCGCAGUGAUUGACGCCAUCGCGCGGGUGGAUGGCCUGCCAAACCCUGGACAGCGGGGCCCGAUGCUGCUCCUCCCCGUUGACAAGACCAAGAAGGCAAUGCACGAGGACUACCUGAGAGUGCAUAAGGACACGUCUCCAAGCACUACUGGAGGGGAUGCCCUGUCCUACGGGGACUUUGUGUACGUCUGGCGUCGGCAUAUGCCCUGGGUUGUCAGCGACAAGCUCCGCACGGAUUUGUGCAACCGCUGCAUGGAGUUGCGGCGAACCAAGAACCACGUCCAGCUCAAGCUGCACUUGCUGCCCACUCGACUGGAGCGUGCGUUCUACCACGCCCACGCACGCUUCGCCGCCCUUCACGCCAACACCUUGGCAUUGAGCAUGGACAAGGCUGGGACGUGCAGGCUGCCACAUCUCACCCAAGAGCCCAAAGACAUCUGCUACACCACCGGCUUGGCUGUCGAUGUUUUCGGCAUUGCCAACUUGGGCACGGCGCAUCAAGUCAACUACGUUGUUCCUGAGACACAACGCGCCAUGGUGCAGGGCGCAGACUUCAUGGUGUCGCUUCUGCACCACGUGCUGGAGGGCUACCCAGAGGCUGAGCGUGUGUACAUCCUGGCGGACAGCACGGCGGCGCAGAACAAGAACAACUGUGUGAUGCAGUACCUCAGCGCGCGCUCAGUCCUGCGUCAUCAGGAGAUUAUCCUGCACUUUAUGAUCCCGGGCCACACCAAAGCUGCCAACGACGCCCACUUUGGCGUGUUCAAGCAUGCCCUCAAGAACAAGGACGUGUACAACCCGCGACAGUUUAUGGAAGUUAUUGACGGAUCGAGCCGAACAAACAGCGCUGUGGACGCGUCCACCGUCAAGCAGUCCGCAUUCUCGCAGUCCUUUGAGCGCGCGGGUGCUCGAAGGAUCGCGGGCAUCAGCGACUUCCACCAUUUCUGGUUCCGGCCCUCCGCGCCGGGGGCCGUACAGCUUCGCGCCCGAGCAUCAGAGGAGUGGUAUGCAUACACGACCCUCUUCCGCCCAUCCAGCAUCAGCGAGGACCUGUUCAGCCACGUUGCACCUCUCGAGCGCUUCCACAUAUCUAAAGAGCGCCAGCAAGACUUGCGUGCCCUCCGUGACAAGCACCUUACUCAUCUGUCACAUGAGGACCAGCAGAACUUCUUCCCAGAUGGCUACGAGGCCCAGUUCAACGACGUGCGUGCACAAGCGUCGCCGCUCCUGCCGCCCCUGCCACCACCACCACCACCACCACCGCCAUCACCUCACCAAUCAGCAGUCACACGGCAUGUAGCUACUCACGAUAACGCCACCUAACGUGUGCCUUGUGUAAGCAAGCGCAUGGAUGCGCUGUAGCCUCUUCUUGACAGUUUUACCUGAACCCCCCCCCCCCCUGGCCUGCAUAACCGACCACCUACCCCCACCAUGUCUUUCCAAUAAAAUCGCUCAAACUCG
Messenger RNA from Salpingoeca rosetta, 2337 nucleotides. RefSeq lists its product as uncharacterized. The transcript is spliced from 4 exons. Lineage: Eukaryota; Choanoflagellata; Craspedida; Salpingoecidae. Bases 1 to 2199 code for a protein of 732 amino acids. The record is from RefSeq and is a predicted model, not a curated record.